GAAUAAGUUGGAUCGCUUCUUCUCUUCUACUGAAACCCUAAAAUCCUAUCAAAAGCUAAAGGGAUGCUGAGAGUCCGGAAAAAAGGUUGCUUUGGGAUUUGGUCAUUGCCCUUUAUAAUCACAGUGGUUUGUGCACAGAGUGCUAAUGAUCCUAGCAAUAUGUCCCUAGUAAAAGAGACUGUGGAUAGAUUGCUGAAAGGCUACGACAUUCGACUGAGGCCAGAUUUUGGAGGUCCUCCUGUGGCGGUCGGCAUGAACAUAGACAUAGCCAGCAUAGACAUGGUGUCAGAAGUCAAUAUGGACUAUACUUUGACCAUGUACUUUCAACAAGCAUGGAGGGAUAAGAGGCUUUCGUAUAAUGUAAUACCUUUAAAUCUUACACUGGACAAUAGAGUAGCAGAUCAGCUUUGGGUUCCUGAUACCUACUUCCUGAAUGAUAAGAAGUCAUUUGUGCAUGGUGUCACCGUGAAGAACAGAAUGAUUCGUUUACAUCCAGAUGGGACAGUUCUCUAUGGUCUCAGAAUUACAACAACAGCUGCAUGCAUGAUGGAUCUACGAAGAUAUCCCUUAGAUGAACAAAACUGCACAUUAGAGAUAGAAAGCUAUGGCUACACAACUGAUGAUAUUGAAUUUUACUGGCGUGGGGGUGAUAAUGCGGUUACAGGGGUGACAAAGAUUGAACUGCCACAGUUCUCUAUAGUGGAUUACAAACUUAUCACCAAGAAAGUUGUUUUCUCAACAGGUUCUUAUCCCAGGUUGUCCCUAAGUUUUAAACUUAAGAGAAACAUUGGCUAUUUCAUUCUGCAGACUUAUAUGCCUUCUAUUCUGAUCACUAUUCUGUCUUGGGUAUCAUUCUGGAUUAAUUAUGAUGCGUCAGCUGCAAGAGUGGCUUUAGGGAUUACAACGGUGCUGACAAUGACAACCAUUAAUACCCAUCUGCGAGAAACACUGCCCAAAAUCCCCUAUGUGAAAGCCAUCGACAUGUAUCUGAUGGGCUGCUUUGUCUUUGUGUUCAUGGCUCUUCUGGAGUAUGCCUUGGUGAACUAUAUCUUUUUUGGGAGGGGACCCCAGCGCCAGAAGAAAGCAGCAGAAAGAGCUGCCAGUGCUAACAAUGAGAAAUUACGAAUGGAUGUCAACAAGAUCUUUUAUAAAGAUAUAAAACAAAAUGGGACCGAAUUGCGAUCCCUGGAUCCCACUGGAAAUCUCUCCCCAACUAGAUGGACUGCCACUUACGAUUACCCUCUUAAAACGAUGGACCCACAUGAGAACAUUUUGUUGAGCACGCUUGAAAUUAAAAACGAGAUGGCUGCCUCUGAAGCUGUUAUAGGGCUUGGGGACCCUAGAAGCACGAUGCUGGCCUAUGAUACCUCAAGUAUCCAGUAUCGGAAGGCUGGUUUACCAAGACACAGCUUUGGCCGUAAUGCUCUGGAACGGCACGUGGCCCAAAAGAAAAGCCGGUUAAGGAGACGUGCUUCUCAGUUGAAAAUUACUAUCCCUGACUUGACUGAUGUAAAUGCCAUAGAUCGAUGGUCACGCAUAUUCUUCCCGGUGGUUUUUUCUUUCUUCAAUAUUGUCUAUUGGCUUUACUAUGUGAACUAAAAACAAAGAAAGCCACACAAAUAUCAAGAACUGGAUUUCUCUUCAAAAUUGAUUGUACAGCCAAAUGUGGGACUUAGGGAGAACAAAAUCUAUUCAGGACAAGUUAUUUUAAAACACCU
Ahaetulla prasina is the source of this 1718-nucleotide messenger RNA. It is a transcript of the gene GABRB2, whose product is annotated as gamma-aminobutyric acid type A receptor subunit beta2. The record is from RefSeq and is a predicted model, not a curated record. Gene Ontology annotation, molecular function: neurotransmitter receptor activity; extracellular ligand-gated monoatomic ion channel activity; GABA-A receptor activity. Gene Ontology annotation, cellular component: neuron projection; membrane; synapse. Bases 64 to 1599 code for a protein of 511 amino acids. The transcript has 10 exons. Lineage: Eukaryota; Metazoa; Chordata; Lepidosauria; Squamata; Colubridae. Gene Ontology annotation, biological process: signal transduction; chemical synaptic transmission; regulation of membrane potential.